Dalotia coriaria is the source of this 1902-nucleotide messenger RNA. It is a transcript of the gene eIF2D, whose product is annotated as eukaryotic translation initiation factor 2D. Bases 80 to 1858 code for a protein of 592 amino acids. Gene Ontology annotation, molecular function: RNA binding; translation initiation factor activity. Gene Ontology annotation, biological process: translational initiation; formation of translation preinitiation complex. The record is from RefSeq and is a predicted model, not a curated record. The transcript is spliced from 4 exons. NCBI's taxonomy places the organism in Eukaryota, Metazoa, Arthropoda, Insecta, Coleoptera, Staphylinidae.
CACUCAGUACGUUUCACCUAACAUAACCACAAAAUUAUAAGUGCACAAAUCACCAUUAUCGUUUAAUUUGCUCCCAAAAAUGUUUAAAAAACCAUUCAAAGUAAAAUCCAACACGCAGAUUAAAAGCUCAGAAAAAAAAAGUUUAAAAGACUUACUCAUAAAAAAGUUUCCACUGCUAACUGAGACAGAUGUGGAAGAAAUCCUGCCUAAAAAGGAGACAGCUUUUGUGUCAAAGGUCCUCACAGCCACAAGCAAACAUGUUAUGGUUUACACUGUCCAAAAGAGAGCCAUACUCUUCUCAAUUGAUGAUCUGUUCUAUCCAACAGUUUAUCUCCUCUGGAAAUAUCCCAAUCUUGGAAUAAUAUUUACAACUAAUGACUUUGUGAUAGGCAAGGUAUUACAGGGAGCUGAUUUAAUGAUGCCUGGAGUUUAUGUUAAUCCAGCUCUAAAGCAGGAUUUCUUGCAAAAGCAGCCUGGGAUUGUAAAUAAUGUAAAUAACAAGGCUGCUGUUGCUGUUGGUGCAAUUGCAAUGUCAUCAACACAAAUGAGAACAGCACAAGGUGGGAAAUGCAUUUUGGUAUAUCAUUGUCAUGGGGAUAAAUUGUGUUCCAUGGAGGAUAUGAAUGUUUUGCCAUUACCACAACUUGGUCCAGUUGAUUUUGAGUCUGGGGAUAGUGUUAAUCAGAAAAUAGGAUUAGAAAAUGUGGUACCAGAAGUUUCUAGGCAACUUGAUGAUAAAGAAUUUCCGCCUUUGGGUGGUUCUACAGCUAAAAAUAAUGAUGAACCCAUAAAAAGUGUUGAUUUAUAUGUUGAAGAUAUUGAAAACUUGACUGUAGAAACAACAGAGGGCGCUAGUGUAGAUACUGAUAUACAAAGCGACACCAAUGAAGAAAUUGUUGAAGAAAAUGGAUUAUCAGAAGUGGAACAAAUGGAUAUUCUUCUAGAAAAAUGUUUCCUAACUGCAAUAAAAUACAGCAAAACACUGGAAAUCCCUAUGUUAACUUCAUCUUUCUAUAAAUUACAAAUGAUUCCAGUUUGUCCAGAAGGAAAAGUUUUGGAUGUUAAAAAAUCAUCACAUAAAAAAGUUGGACAAUUUCUUAAAGCUAUGGAAAAGGAAGGAUUGAUAACAAUUAAGGAAAAGAAAAAAGGAGUUGAGACACUUGAAGGCAUCAAUAAGGAACAUGAAAGAUUUAUUUCCUUCUAUGUGGAUCUUGAUAGUCGUCCACGAAAAUCCACCCAAGCAGAAGAUACUUCCCAGACAAGAAACAUUGUUGAAUCUUACGCUGUUACUCAAGCGGUACUUCCUCUAUUCAAAGAAUUCGGUGUUCAUAAAAGUGAAACGAUGACGACGUCUGAAAUCAAGAACUACGUCACUACCUACGUGAAAAACCACAAUUUACAAGACACUUUUAAUAAGCGUUUUGUUAAUGUGGAGAAUAACGCCGUGUUGAGCGCCAUCUGCCAGAACGAGAUUGCAGUGACAUGGGAGGAUCUCCUCGACAAAGUAACUUCGUCAAUGAAAUCAUGUUUCCAGAUUUCCACGGCUGACGAGCAGACAAUGAACAAGGGAAAAAUACCGAUGAUUAUUAUGUCGACGCAAACUCGCUCCGGUAAUAAAAAGGUUACCAUUGUGGACAAUCUUGAGUUGUAUCAUAUUAAAAUGUCGGAAUUUGCGAAAGAGUGCCAACAUGGUGUCGCUGCAAGUACGAGCAUAAGUCGACCGAAUGGUAAGAAAAGCGAUCAGAUCUUGAUUCAAGGCAAUCAGAUUCUAUUUGUUUAUAAUUUAUUGAUCGAUAAGUAUAAGAUACCGAAGAAGUAUAUUCGCGGAUUAGAAUUUGCGCCGAAGUCGAAAAAGUGAUUGCGAUUUUAUUUUUUUAAAUAAAGACAAGUAUUUGAUUGAAA